UACAUAUUUCCCGCUACGCAUGCGCAUUCGCGCACUGUGGUUCGACCUCUGCAGUCGAGAGACCCGGGCUUCAACCAGACUUGACGGAACCGGUUAAAAAACUACUUGAAGUUGAAAAUGUACGCCUGUGCAAAGUUUGUGUCCUCGCCGGCUGUGGUCCGUGCUGGUUCCCGGGCUCUUUACAGACCCCUGUCUGCCUCUGUGCUGUCCAGGCCUGAGGUCAAAACGGAGAGCACCGUUGCUCUGAUGCCACAGAGCCCCCUCACUCAGGUCACACUGAGGGGCUUCCAGACAAGCGCCGUCAGUCGGGACAUCGACACCGCCGCCAAGUUUAUCGGCGCCGGAGCCGCCACAGUCGGUGUAGCUGGAUCCGGUGCCGGAAUCGGGACCGUGUUCGGCAGUCUGAUCAUUGGCUAUGCUAGGAACCCAUCUCUGAAGCAGCAGCUCUUCUCCUAUGCCAUCCUGGGAUUUGCCCUGUCUGAAGCCAUGGGACUUUUCUGUUUGAUGGUUGCUUUCCUCAUCCUGUUUGCUAUGUAAAACUCUGCUGUUCAACUUUCAUUACAGAUGUGACUACACUUUAUUCUGGCUUCCUCAAUUGUUCUGUGUCGAUGUCAAGGAAAUGUACAUUUUCAAGGCUUUUGAGCACUGUCAAAAUGAGCAAAGACAUGUAUUGUACAAAUGUAAGAAAUUACGUGAUUAAAAUACAUGUAUUUGGCUAUUUAACAGAAGCGCUAGAGUUCAUGUCUGGCAAACUUCACUCGACCAAAAGCAGCUUUUGUGAAUGUCAUCUUUUCUACGAUCAGCUGCAGAAGACUUGCCUUGCUUCCUCGAAGCAUCACCUUGGAAGCGGUUUGGGGCCACCGACAUGACACUUGACACUGCAAUUUAAAUAGUUCUGGUUUUAGGCACAAAGAGUGUUGUCUUUUGUAAAUGACAAUGAAUAAAUUAGAACAUUUAAAAUGAUAUGGAGAAUAUUAUGCUGGCCUGUUUUGGAUUGGAGAUUCUGAAAUAAAUGUGAGGUAGUUCUA
Molecule: messenger RNA, 1028 nt
Organism: Doryrhamphus excisus (bluestripe pipefish)
Lineage: Eukaryota; Metazoa; Chordata; Actinopteri; Syngnathiformes; Syngnathidae
Gene: atp5mc3a
Product: ATP synthase membrane subunit c locus 3a
Biological process (GO): proton transmembrane transport; proton motive force-driven ATP synthesis
Molecular function (GO): proton transmembrane transporter activity
Source: RefSeq, a predicted model, not a curated record